Molecule: messenger RNA, 8766 nt
Organism: Patella vulgata (common limpet)
Lineage: Eukaryota; Metazoa; Mollusca; Gastropoda; Patellidae
Product: TBC1 domain family member 16
Exons: 11
Coding region: 280-3210 (976 amino acids)
Biological process (GO): activation of GTPase activity
Cellular component (GO): early endosome
Molecular function (GO): GTPase activator activity
Source: RefSeq, a predicted model, not a curated record
ACUCAACCCUCCAAUCAUAAUAUUAUUCCUUCUUUCUUCAUCAAAUAUUAAAAUUGAUUUAAUGAAAUUUAGAGAACUUGCAAAGAUAUUGGAUUUAUAGAAAAACAGACGAUUGAAACUGGAUUAGUUGUUAUAUGUUAUCAGUAUCGUGGAAUGUUUGGAUUAUUAGCAAUGGUUUAUUGGAUUUUUCAGAAUAAAUGAAUUAAAAUGGGAGUGAGAACUUGUUAUUCUAAUCUCAAGUCUCUCUUAACCAGUGAACAGAUGAAGCUACAUGUGUAAAUGACUAUGGAUACCUAUGUCAACAUGUCUUUUAGUAGUAUAUUUAAGAAAGCGACGAACUUGUUGGGUAUAGGUACAGAUAGUGUUAAAUCACCACCAUUAGAUGGAGAGAUUAUAUAUUGUAAGAAUAACGUGUGUGUACAUCCACCAGCACCGUUAACACUAGAAGUAGAACAUCAUCCUGGUUAUUUAACAGUUAGAGCUCAACAAGAUGAUGAUAAAGGUCCAACAUUAUUUCUAACAUGGAUUCCGAAUGCUUCUCUAAAAAAGAAUCCAAAAAGUAUUGAAAGUAGUCCAAGUAAACCUAAAGGGUUUACUCCACGGGCCAGUCCUAGGAAGGCACCAAAACAAGAAUUUGCUAAACCUGAUGAAGAUACCUCUCCAUCUCCUGUUGGAUCCCCAGUUGACCAAGCCAGUGUAACCUCAAACUGUCUCAGUGAACAAAAGUUAGAUAAGGAUCAAGUACCAGUCCAGAACAAAAAACACAGUGUAGAUAAUACAAGUCUUAGUUCCGAUUUUUCUCUUGGUUCGCGCGAUGAAUCUCACAGCCUGGAUAGCUGGCAGCAUAAAGAAGAUGGAGGAUGUCGCUUGGGAAACAAGUUAAGCUCUAGUUGUAAAUCUCAAACAGAUUCGGGUAUUGGCUCUGAGGAAGCCAUUACAACGCAUAAUAUAUCCAGUGUACAGAAUAAUGAAAAAGGUACAGGGUUAAUAACCAAGCCUUCGAAAGUAGGCGUUAAUGUGAAUGACUUGCACGAAAAGAACUGUAACUCUAAUGGUGAAGUUAAAAAUUUGUUGAAUACCACUCCUUCUAAAGAUGAUGAUCCAUCAUCUCAGGAAAGCGAUGGAUUAACUUCAGAAGAACAAUUAGCGGCCAUGAUGAAACGUAACAAACUCCAUGCUAAAGCUCGUGAUUCUACUGAUCCUGCUCGGGCUGUUAAAAGCAUCGUCAUGGAUGGCGAUCAACUUCAAGUCGUGACAGAAGAAAAGGAUGUUUUCCUAGAAGCAUCCAAAGAUCCCCACGAAAAAAACAUCAAUAAAAACGAAAGUAAAUUUGAAACAAGUAGUUCUCAAUCCACAGAUGUUGAAUCUUUAAGUUCUGAUUCAACCAAUCCUAGCCCGUCUGACAGUCGAUAUGAAAGCCUAGUGGCUGAACUAAGACAAAACGGUAUUGGUCAGAAUAUUCCUGAGAUUAAUUAUUAUUGUGACACUCUAGAGGACAGUGGUAAGAGACGUGAAAGUAUUAAGUGUGGAAUACAAGUUCCUAAUGAACUAGAUUUAAGUAAUUUUAUUAUUCCACCACCCAACACACCAAUGCUAACACCAGAUAUUUCUGUGACUCGUUGCCGUAAUGAUUCUUCUUCUUCUUCUUCUUCCACAACAACUUCGGGACCUGACUCCCAUCCUCCAACUCCUUACUCCUCUGAUGCUGAAUCACUUCCUUGUUCCCCAUCAAAAGAGGACUCUGUUCACUCGUUGUCAACAAGUAGUGCUGGGUCUAUAACUACCUAUAAUAUGACUUUCCCAGAGAACUCAGUAUCUUAUUCUAAUUAUCGGAAAGAAAGAAAAAGUGCCAAAGAACAAGUUUGUGGAGUAUUUUCUGUAGACCUGGGUCAGAUGAGGUCGUUGCGAUUAUUUUAUAGUGAUAACGAAUGUACCCAGGGGCAAGUUGUUAUAGCUAGUCCUGAAUCACAGUAUAAAAUAUUACAUUUUCAUAGUGGAGGACUGGAUAAGCUAGCAGAAAUAUUUGAACAAUGGGAUCUUUUCAGGAAAUCACAAACAAAAGAUAGCGACACACCAUAUCGACAGUUUCUAGUUAUGAAACCCCAAGUCACCGACGACCAGUGUCAUCCUGAGGAAGGUGUGUAUCCCAGGGUAACAGAGGACGUUUGGCAAUCACAUAUGAUGGAUGAUGGCAUCAUAGAAGAUGAUUAUCAACUCAGAAAGGCAGUAUUUUUUGGAGGACUUGAUCCUCUACUUCGACAUGAAGCUUGGCCAUUUUUACUUAAAUUCUAUCCUUUUCAUUCAACAUUUGAAGAACGAGAGAAAAUCCGUAAUGAUAAAUAUAUUGAGUAUCAGAAUAUCAGAAAACAAAGAGAAUCUAUGAAUGAAAAAGACGCUGAGAGGUUCUGGCGAGCUAUUCAGUGUACAGUAGAAAAAGAUGUUGUUAGGACAGAUAGAAGUCAUCGUUAUUUCCGUGGUGAAAACAAUCCCAACAUUGAAAUAUUAAAAAAUAUACUGCUGAACUACGCUACAGCUCAUCCACAGAUGGGUUAUACUCAAGGCAUGUCAGAUUUAUUAGCACCAAUUCUAGCAGAAAUACAACAUGAAGUUUAUGCUUAUUGGUGUUUUGAGGGACUCAUGCAGAGAACUAUAUUUGUUAGUUCACCUCGUGACAGUGACAUGGAUAAACAACUUAGCUAUUUACGUGACUUGCUGAAUCUAAUGGUGCCCAAAUUUUACAAACAUUUGGUAAAAUUAGGAGAUGAUGCUAUGGAACUUUUAUUCUGUCACAGAUGGAUAUUACUGUGUUUUAAGAGAGAAUUUUCAGAACGUGAUGCCUUGGUGAUUUGGGAAGUCUGCUGGUCACAUUAUCAAACAGAUUAUUUUCAUCUAUUUAUUUGUGUUGCUAUCGUAUGUAUCUAUGGUGAUGAUGUUGUUGAACAAAAUCUUCCUGCUGAUGAAAUCCUCCUUCAUUUUAGUAGCUUAGCUUUACACAUGAACGGUAGAAUGGUCUUAAAAAAGGCAAGAGGGUUAUUACAUCAGUAUCGUAAAAGAAGGAAAAUCCCCUGCACUCUACAUGGACUCUGUACCCAUUGUGAUCCAGGUAUGUGGGACAGUGGACAUGUACCUACUGUAGAAUGUAUUGGACAUCCAGAUGAUACUCCAUGUCCUUAUUCUAGUACACCCAGUUCUCCCAGUUCCCCUAACUAAUCAUACCAUCGAUCUCAAGUAAUGAACACGUUUUUUUUUUUUGUCCAUACCGGAUUUUAUUUGUUUAUUUCUGAAAGAGAGGUGAUCUCCCUUUAAUAACUUCCUCCAGAAUUUGUUACCAAGGUUACUUCCAACUAGAGUACCGGUACUAUUUAAGGAAAUUAAUAAAGGUCAUGCAAAAAAUAUUCUGUUCCUUUAAAACAUUCUGAUGUAGGAGAGAGGUUUUGAUAUUUUUGAUUUUAUUUAUUGAAAGGAACACGUGGCUUAUUACAAACAUCAAAUUCCAAAGUUCUACAUUUAUAGGGUGACCCACCAUAAAUAAAUAUCUCCAUAUAUCUCGACAAUUACGCCACAAUAUUUAUAUAUAUGCCAAGCCUCAAAUCAGUUUCACACAAUUAUAGUCACCAAAUAAACGAUCAUGUUGUACUUAAUAAGCUAUGACCAUUAAUCAUGUAUAAAUAAUAGACUGAAAACUGGUUCCAAGAGUCGUCCAUAACAUCCAGACACUUUUGAGUAAAAGAUAGGUUACGUGCCCUUGUUUUGAAAUUUGUCUCGCUUAACCAGUCUAUCGACCAUUCUACGUCUGAUUGACAGGUCGGGAUAAUCAAGACUACUUUUUUACGAAACAUAGCAGAAAGCUAGAACAAGAAAUUGAAUUUAGAAAUAAGCACGUUAGGUAGCUCAACAAUCGUUUUAAGAAGCUUGUAAAAGUAAAAUGAAACUACUGCUAGUAUCAUGUUCCUGCCUAACCCGAGUGAUUCAGAGAUAUUAUUUGUACUAAACCAAAAGAUGCCGCUCUUAACGGUACAGUUAAUGAUAAAGCGAUUUAAAAAAUGAAACAAACGUAAUUUCUAAAUCUGCUGUAAUAACCAAGAAGCUUAAUUUUACUGCUAUUCAAAAUCGUCAACAAUAAUUUUUUUACGGCUGUAAUAGUUGAUAGAUUUGUAGAGAAUUGCACGUGCCAUGGCUAUUUAUAGUAUCAUACUGUCAGAAAGUUGGUCUCGGCACGGCGAAUGUGCACGCUUCAGUGGUAGUCUCGAACUAUCAGCGGUGGGCUGUAUUUCUGUGUGUACAUGGGUCACCCUAACAUUUAUUUCAUCACAUGUUUAGGCAUGCUGUAUAAUGGAAUUCACUUACAUAAUUACUAAUUCUUGGGUUAUAUAUGUCAAGUUUAUUUGAUUUAUAAGCACACUUGUCUUGAUGGUUUUCACUUCCUGAUGAACAUGAGUCAAUUUCAAUUACAUUUAUCAGGGUUAUAUAUGUACACUAUAAUUAAACCUACUGGAGCUUUCUGACUUCCAACAGGAAAUGUUUACUACAGUUACCUCCCUUUAGCAUGGGAAACAGAAACAUGGCAUAAUCUGUGUGAAUGUUUUUAUGUUUUAGAAAAAUAAAUUACCUGAUGAAUUUGUAUCUGAGAACCAGAAUAUCUGUUUAUGACCAUAGUAUGAAUGUAUUGUGUUACCAGGAUAUUGAUCGGGCAUAUUAUUUAUAUUUAAAUAAGAUAACUUUAUGUACACAUGACCAAGAGCCAACAUGAUUUUAAGAUGGCUAUCAUACAUAUAAACCUAGUAAGGCUUGUAUACAAUUAGCUGAACAUUUAUUGCAAUACGUAUAUAUACGAACAAAUAUAAGGUCAAAAAUGUUAUGUAUUUAAAGAUUAAAACAAAAAGGGUGGCUUAAAUAAUACAAAUAUUAAGGAUUGAUUAUAUUGAAUAAUAUUUGGACCAAUAACAUUUAGGGAUAGUCGUUUACAUGUGUCAUCUCUAUACUUGCAGGUUAUUUGGGCAUGUUGUGUCUUUAAGUAUACAAAUUUUAUCAUUAUUGAUUUAUUUAGCAAUCUAUAGAUAUUAUAAGAUUUAUUUAGCUAUCUACAAAUAUUCCAUAUAAUUUAAAUUAUAUUAUGUUUUAAAAUUUUAUUGUUUUUUCGUUUAAUGUGGUUGCGGACUUUAAUUAAGAUGAAUUGAAGAACAAGAUUAUUAUAUACUGAUCAUAUUGAAUCUCAAUAUACUGCCAUUCCAAGAUUCCAGUCAAAUUUAAACAUUGAAUCUUAAUUACUCAAUUUUGUGAAAGAUUAUUUAUAAUUUACAAAAACUAAUGUUAUUAUUAAUUUAUUUUGCAUAUUUAUUAACAUUCCUGAUAGAAUAUUAUUUCAUGUAAUAUGUUCAGACAUGGUUACGAUGAUCGAUAUGACAGUCAUAAUAAGAAUUCCAAUAUCAAUUGAGAAUGGACCUCUUUUGUUUGUAAAAAUUAGUUAAAUUUAUAGACUCAUUAAGAUGUGUAUUUAGAGACUGAUGUAUUAUAUGAAUUAUAUAAAUUGUAUUUAACUACCUUGUAUAAACAUUGUAUUGUACUAUAUAUUCCCUAUUAAACAUUUGACUGAAUCAGGCAGCUAAAAAGCAUUGAACAAAAUCGCUAGAAAUUACAUAUUAAUACUCUGGAUUCAAAUAUUAAUAAAUGAUGUAUAAGUAAUAAUAUAUAAACGUUUGAACAAAUAAUCAAGAUUGGCGCUGUGUGGCAUGUGAUUUGCAGCAAAAUAUAUUACAUAUUUUAUACAGAUGACUUAGGAAAUACUUUGGUAAUGUUCAUGAACUCUUAAAUUGAGCUAAGUUAUGGAAGUAGCUUUUUCAUUUGUUAAGAGCGAACAGAUAUGUUCUUUGAUUUCAACACUCAAAAAAUGAAAAGGCUGUAUAUUAAGUUUUUGUUUCUUUAAGUUGUCGCUGUAUUCAUUUUUAUGAAGAUUUUCGUUGUAUACACGAAACUCUCCUCACAAAAAUGUAUUAAAAUUAUAUAAUCUGAUAGCAGCCAUCACCACAAAAAAUAGCUAAGAAGAAUUGAUGAUGACAUGGUUUCAGAUAUUUAAAAUUAUUGUCUGAGUAUUUGUACAAUGUCUAUAGAAACUUCAAUCUGAUUAAAACACAGAUCCUAUUUUGUUUAGUUUUUUAUAGUUAAAAAUUUAGUUGUUAUAUAACUCGCAUUCUGGUUGAGGUGAGAGGUUAGUUGAUGAAAGGGUCUGUUGCCAUGAGUUAUUGGCAUGUGAAGUACAGAACUGUGGGUAUCCUACUAGAAACAUCAACGCUGAUUGGUUAAUUAAAUGUCUGACGUCAUAUGGUCAAAAGUCGCUCGUUUGACCCCUGAUGCGACCUUCCACUACAACUGGUCAAAUCUUCAAAUAGUAGAGUCCAUCGAAAGUAUAAAAAACGAAACGAAAUAUGGAUCUGUAUUUUAAUCCGAUUGUAAAAACUUUAUAUUGUUAAUAAAUAUGUUAAUAUUGUUACAGUCUCAUCAUUGAUUGACACUAUAUUAGUUGUGUUUGUAGACUACAUAUUAUGUGGACUCGUCAUAGCAAAAUGAGUCGGUUGCAAGUCUUUUACGAUAUGAACAAUAAUGUUAAAAUAGGCUAAAACUAUCUUUUUAAUGAUAUACCAGGAAUGGUAAAAGUUUAGAUUUUGUUCAUGUAUUAUCGUAAACAAUGACAUCCAACUCAUAUUGCUGCCUACUGGUAAUAUAUUUAUAGUUUUAGAGCUGUGUGUGGGUUGUAGCGUAAUCUUUAUUUCAUAGUGUAAUAAUAUAUAUUUAUCAUUAUUGAUUGUACAUAAAAUAUAUCAGUAUAUAUUACACUCAUGUUAAUUAUUACGCAUUGUGUUCUUUUUAUUCAUGUAUUUCACGGUUAAAUUUAAAUAUUUCAAUGAAUUAUCAAAUAUUUUUAUAGUACCUAUAUUAUACAUAGCAUUGGGAUUUUGUAAAAUUUAAGAAGUACGGGUACCUAACAUUCCUGUAGAAAUGUUUGUUUUGUUAAAACAGAAUUACACAUUUAUUUGAGUUUUAAAAUAUAAAUUAUAAAUACCAGUACUCAGAUUACCUGGCAUUUAAUAACUAACGAUUUAUUAUAUAGCAUAUAUUAUGGUACAAUAGUUUAUUCAAUCUAUAUAAUAGGUCUACAGAUAUUACAUAACAACAUUGAUACCACCGUAUUACAAGACUACAAGGCAAUAGGGUACUUAUUUACCACAAAUUCACAGAUAUUAAAAGGAUAUAAUUAUCUCAAUGCCGUGUUAGAGCUACAUACCAUGGGUCACUGUGUCUCAGUCCAUAAGUUUGAAGCUUACUUUUUCAGGGGAAUAUACUUUUCCCCUUUUUUCCUGGAUCUUUUCUUUAGCUGUAUAUGUUGUUCCUAAAGUUACUUUAGGUUACCUUUUCAUGCGAGUCACAUUAUUUCCAAAUAGCUUUUCAGAUGGCAAUAUCUCGACAACUCAUUAUAUAAAUAUCACAGAUUUUCACAGAUUACCAUUUUAAACAUAGAGAUUCCUUUAAUUACAUGUAUAUUGUUAUCUUGUGAAAGAAUCACAUACCAUUCUGUGCUACUCAAAAAUUACAUAUAGGCCUACUAUAGGUUUCAUAUUCUGUUAUCGUAGAAUUUAUUUGUUAAUGAUUGUGUAGGCUAAUAUUAUGAGUAUGAUCAAUGUCAUUAUUUAUAUUACUAGUUUAAUCUGUGAAAUGAAGUAUGGUCAACGUCAUUAUUUGUAUUACUAAACUGUGAAAUAUUUGCUUAGUACAAUCAAUGUCAUCAUUUAUAUUACUAGCUUUUAAAAUGUGAGGAAAAUAUUGGUUGUGAGUAUGAUCAAUAUUCAAUAUCAUUAUUUAUAUUACUAGUUUAAACUGUUAAAUAUUGUUGUGAGUAUGAUCAGUGUCAUUAUUUAUAUUACUCGUUUAAUCUGGGAAAGAUCUAUUUAUUAUUAAUUUAAUUGUGUUGCAUGCUAUUGUAUUAUUGAUGUUUCAUAAUAUUGUUAUCUCAUGUGCAAGCUCAAAUUACUCAAGUGGUAUAUGAUCUGUAGAUAAAACAGUAGGAGAUUUGUUUUGUAUAACUACUUCCAGUUAUGUUCAGUAUUGUUAUAUAUUCAGAUUACUCAAUUAGUUAGUGAUCUGUAGAUUAGAUUUGUUUGUGUUCAUGUAUCUACCGUUAAAUACAUAUAUGUCUGGUUUCAAAUUUGUCAUUCAAUGAAUGAAGGCCCAUGUAUCUUUUCUUGUUUACCUUUUUCUCUUGUGACCAAAUGUUGUUUUCAUAUACUACAUUCCUAUAUUUCUCUUUACAUAAGAGACAAUAUUGAGUUUUAACAUCCUUUCAGGACUAACACAGUAUAUAUUUAUAUAGGCUAUAUAGUCUGUGUGUUUGUCAUGUAUAAAUGUGGGACUGAAACCACACCACAUCAUUUGCAUUGAUGACACCACUUGCAUUAAAUUAACUUCUAGAAACAGUGCGAAUUCGGUCAAUCUGUGAACUGAUGUGGUACAGGGUUUGAAUUAGAUCAUAAAUAGAAACUGACUUGAAAUGGCUAUAAUUCAUGCAAUUGACUUGAAAUGGCUAUAAUUCAUGCAAGAAGUGAUCAAUUUGACUUGUCACCGAAUAUGGUCUCAAAAUUUUAUUCUCUCAACAGAUUAAACCUCAUAAUUACUUACUGUUAUACAUCUAUGUACAUUAUUUAACAUUGUUAAUUGUUUGUUUUUCUCUUCCUAAUCACUAGUCAUUGUGUAAAAAUACAAUGUAUCAUUCUGUUA